This is a messenger RNA of Aspergillus glaucus CBS 516.65, 826 nucleotides long. RefSeq lists its product as uncharacterized. Lineage: Eukaryota; Fungi; Ascomycota; Eurotiomycetes; Eurotiales; Aspergillaceae. The coding region runs from base 25 to 810 and encodes 261 amino acids. The record is from RefSeq and is a predicted model, not a curated record. The transcript is spliced from 4 exons. Gene Ontology annotation, molecular function: oxidoreductase activity.
GGAUCCAGCGGUAUUGGAAAAGAGAUGGUUAAGGCUUUCACGGCUGCCGGUGCAUUUGUAACUAUAGGUGAUAUGCAGGAGAGCGGCCAACAGCUGGCCGAAGAACUUGGCGGCCGAGCGACUUUCGUCAAGACAGACGUGACGAACUGGAAUGACCUAGUAAAGCUGUUUGAAACAGCCAUUGCUCAGUCGCCAUCGCAUUUGAUUGACGCCGUCAUUGCGAACGCUGGAAUCUCGGGAAGAGAUUCCCUUUACUGGGACGGUAACGCAAGGGAUGAGGAUCCUAUUGAACCAUCUCUCAAGGUGCUUCAGACGAAUCUUAUUGGUUGUAUUUACACCUCCAAGCUGGCUUUGCAUCAUUUCACCCGCCAGCCGAAUGAUGGGAAACAUGAUCGUUGCCUGAUUCUCAUGAGUAGUAUUGCUGGGUAUUGUGAUCAACCCGGAACACCAAUUUACUGUGCAUCUAAGCAUGGCAUUCGCGGUGUAAUGACAAGCCUUCGUCGGACGGCGCACAAGCAGAAUGUGCGCGUAAACCUGCUUGCUCCCUGGUACGUCCGCACGCCGGCUAUACCGAUGGGGAAUCAAGACCGCCUCACCGACAAGGGGGUGAUUUGGGCAGAGGCCGAGGACGGGGCGACGGCUUCUUUGCACAUUGCUUCCGAUCCCCUGUUGAAUGGUCGGUGCGUUACUAUCGUGCCGCGAAAUGAGGAUCCUCGAGGGUACAUGGAUAUGGGGAAGGAUGACUUUGCCGAGGGCGAUCCUGCAUACGAUUGGCAAAGGACCAUGAUGGCAGCAAGCCAUAGAGCAUAGAUAAAUUAAAUAGCAC